UGGCUCCUGGCUCCAAUAAACCCGGGCUAAGAGCGCCCUGGGCUCGCCUCCUUCUCCAAGGCGAUCAAUAGGAUCUCAGGCGCACUACAAGCACUCUCUUACGUAGACAUCCACCAAGGAGAGAGCCGAUACAACAACACGGUUGAUCUGCUCAAACACAAAAAUCUACCUGCUUUCUGAAUCAUGUCGUUGAGCCCAAAGCACACAACGCCUUUUUCAGUGACAGAUAUUUUGAGUCCAAUCGAGGAGACCUACAAGAAGUUUAGUGGCAUGGACGGCGCAGGGAACCUAACCUCUCCACUGGGAGCCUACCGACAGCCUCAGGUGUCUCAGACCGGCAUGCAACAGCACUCCAUGGGCCAUAACGCCACCGUGGCCACCACUUACCACAUGCCGCACACCGUCUCCCAGUUCUCCCACAGCGCAAUGGGGGGAUACUGCAAUGGAAGCAUUGGCAACAUGGGAGACCUUCCGUCGUACCAGGAAAGCAUGCGGAAUAGUGCAGCAGCAACAGGGUGGUACAGCGCCAACCCAGACCCAAGAUACUCCACAAUUUCUAGAUUCAUGGGACCUUCCACAGGUAUGAACAUGACCGGCAUGGGGAGUCUCACAGGAAUGGCGGACGCCACCAAAGCCAUGCCAGUUCUGCACGCUGCGCCCAGACGGAAACGGCGCGUCCUGUUCUCGCAGGCUCAGGUUUACGAGCUCGAGAGGAGGUUUAAGCAGCAGAAAUACCUGUCGGCGCCUGAGAGGGAGCACCUGGCCAGCAUGAUCCACCUGACGCCGACCCAGGUGAAGAUCUGGUUUCAGAACCACCGGUACAAGAUGAAGCGCCAGGCCAAGGACAAGGCAGCGCAACAGCUGCAGCAGCAGCAGCAACAGGACGGUAACCUGUGCCAACAGCAGGCGCAGUCCCCGAGGCGCGUAGCCGUGCCUGUUCUGGUGAAGGACGGUAAACCGUGCCAGAACGGCUCGAAUACGCCGACGCCGAACCAGCAACAGGUACAACAGAAUCAACAACAAAGCCAACAACAGAACGGAGCCGGAGUCGUGCUCGCAUCCUCGACCGGCAGCCUCAGCCAGCAUCAAAGCCAGCAGCAGGUGAACGCUUUGGAGCUGGAAGAGAUGUCGCCCAGCCCCCCCUCACUGCACAGCCAGCUCAACAUGGCCCAGAUAGACACAUCUGCUGUAGAUUACACCAGUAACAUGGUCAGCUCAAACCUCCUCUACGGCAGAACGUGGUAGGACCUAAUACAGUACUGUCACUUUCCACUUUUUCUAUGUGAACCUGCGGAUGAGCCCAUGCAAAAGCAGCAAAAGCACACCAU
Messenger RNA from Amphiprion ocellaris (clown anemonefish), 1328 nucleotides. RefSeq names its product NK2 homeobox 4a (gene nkx2.4a). NCBI's taxonomy places the organism in Eukaryota, Metazoa, Chordata, Actinopteri, Pomacentridae. Bases 184 to 1245 code for a protein of 353 amino acids. The record is from RefSeq and is a predicted model, not a curated record. Gene Ontology annotation, biological process: cell differentiation; regulation of transcription by RNA polymerase II. Gene Ontology annotation, cellular component: nucleus. The transcript has 2 exons. Gene Ontology annotation, molecular function: RNA polymerase II cis-regulatory region sequence-specific DNA binding; DNA-binding transcription factor activity, RNA polymerase II-specific.